Coccomyxa subellipsoidea C-169 is the source of this 1488-nucleotide messenger RNA. RefSeq names its product putative carboxypeptidase. The record is from RefSeq and is a predicted model, not a curated record. Gene Ontology annotation, molecular function: metallocarboxypeptidase activity. Lineage: Eukaryota; Viridiplantae; Chlorophyta; Trebouxiophyceae; Coccomyxaceae. Gene Ontology annotation, biological process: proteolysis. The transcript has 11 exons. The coding region runs from base 1 to 1488 and encodes 495 amino acids.
AUGUACCAGGACUAUGACAAACUCUGCGAGAGGCUGAAGGAGAUAAGCACCUUGAGCGGCAUCAGCGGGUUGCUUGGGUGGGACGAGAUGGUGAUGAUGCCAAAUGGGGCAGCAGCAUGCAGGGCGGCGCAGAAGGCAGCCAUGGCUGGCAUUCUCUAUGACAAGCAGACCAACCCAGAGCUGGGUGAAGUGCUGCAGAAGCUGCAAGGGGCAGAGUCCUCCAGUGACUUUGAUCCCUUCCAGCGUGCUGUCAUCCGUGAGGCCCGCAGGGACUGGGUACGGACUGUGAAGAUCCCCAAGCGCAUUGCCAAGCGGAGGGCAGAGCUCGAGUCAGAGGGCUACCAGGCGUGGGUGACAGCGCGGGCCGAGAAAGAUUUCUCAAAAUUCGCGCCAAUUCUGGAGGAGUGGGUGGCGCUGGUGCGCGAGUCCAGCCAGUUGGUUGACCCCAGCCGCCCGGCAUAUGACGUGGCGCUGGAGGAAUUCGAAAAGGGGAUGACGUCAGCGCGGCUUGAUGAAGUAUUUACCCAGGUGCGCGAUGGGCUGCGGCCGCUGCUGGCAGCCAUCAGGGAGAAGGGAACACCCCCGGACACAUCGGUGCUGGAGGGAACGUUCGACACGGACGCGCAGGCCAGCCUGUGCAAUUCCAUCGCCAAGGAGCUGGGCUUCAACCUCGACUGCGGCCGCCUGGAUGUCUCCGUGCACCCCUUCACUGGUGGCUCGCACCCGACGGACGUGCGCAUGACGACGCGGUUCAAGGAGGGCGAUCUGACGGAGGGCCUCACGGGCGCCAUCCACGAGACCGGCCACGCGCUCUACGAGCAGGGGCGCAACCUCGCCUAUGAUGGCCUGCCUGUCAACCAGGCGCUGUCGAUGGGGGUGCAUGAGAGCCAAUCGCUGCUGUGGGAGCGCAUGGUUGCACUGUCGCUGCCCUUCUCGCGCUACCUCGCCCCCAAACUCACCGCCGCCUUCCCCCAGCUCCCCGGCCUCACGGCAGAGCUGCUGUAUGGGGCGCUGAAUGCGGUGAAGAAGGAGUCGAUGAUCCGUGUGGAGGCGGACGAGGUUACCUACCCACUGCACAUCAUCCUCAGGUACGAGCUAGAGAAGGAGCUUGUGGAGGGCACUGUUGCCGUGGAGCAGCUACCAGCGCUCUGGAAGGAGCGCAUGACUGCGUACCUGGGAUGCACUCCCGCGGACGACGCACAAGGAGUUCUGCAGGACGUCCAUUGGAGUGCUGGACUGUUCGGCUACUUCCCCACCUACACCCUCGGCGCCAUGGCUGCCCAGAAGGAUCUGCCCGGGCUGCCCAAGGACAUCGCUGCGGGCAGGUUUGGCGGGCUGAAGACCUGGCUGAAUGAGAAGAUCCAUGCCAGCGGAUCGCUGCACCGCAGCGGCGAUGAACUCAUGGUUGCAGCCACAGGGGCCCCCCUGGACCCUUCAAUAUUCCUGUCAUACCUCACUGACAAGUACAGCGCUCUGUACAAGCUUUGA